AUGCUGCGCUACACGCCCUCACUCACCCGCGGCAUCGGGCAGCGCCUCAGCAGCAGCGGCCUCUGCUUCGAGUUUACCGACGAACAAAAGGAGCUGCAGGCGACCGCCAAGAAGUUUGCCCAGGACGUCAUCAUCCCGGUGGCUGCUAAAUAUGACCAGACGAUGGAAUACCCCUGGGAUAUCCUCAAGAAGGCCCACGCCCUUGGUUUUGUCAACGGCACAAUCCCGCAGGACGUCGGCGGACUCGGGCUGUCCUCGGUGGCCUCCUCGCUUCUGGUGGAGUCGUUGGCGUAUGGAUGCACGGGUAUCACCACGGCUAUCCUGACCAACGAGCUGGCCGAGACGCCGCUGAUCAUCGCUGCCAAUGACGACAUCAAGAAGCGCUUCCUGGGCCGCAUGAUUGAGGAGCCCCUGGUUGCGUCCUACGGAGUGACCGAGCCGGGUGGUGGAUCGGAUGUGGCCGGGAUCAAGACAAAAUGCGAGAAGAAAGGCGAUGAAUACAUCAUCAACGGCAGCAAGAUGUGGAUUACCAACGCCGGACACGCCAAUUGGUUCUUCGUGUUGGCCCGCUCGGAUCCGAACCCGAAGACUCCGGCAAGCAAGGCCUUCACCGCAUUUGCCGUAGAGGGAGACACCCCUGGCAUCAUCCGUGGAAAGAAAGAGAUCAACAUGGGCCAGCGGUGCUCGGAUACUCGUGGGGUGACCUUUGAGGAUGUUCGCGUCCCUGCUGCAAAUAUCGUCGGUGAGCCCGGGAAAGGAUUUUUGGUAGCGAUGAAAACAUUCGACAAGACCCGGCCGAUGGUGGCUGCGAUGGCUUGCGGACUGGCGCAUCGCUGUCUCGAUGAAGCGGCCCGCUACUCGCUGGAACGUAAGGCGUUCGGCACGCAAAUUGCCAACUUCCAGGCUGUGAAUUUCAUGAUCGCCGACAUGGCCAUCCACCUCGAGCUGUCCAAGUUGAUGACAUACCGUAGCGCUUAUGAGGUGGACCUUGAGCGUCCGGGUGCCUACUACGCCUCCAUUGCCAAGGCCUUUGCCGCCGACACGCUGAACAAGACGGCUGCUGAUGCCGUACAGGUUUUCGGUGGCGCUGGUUUCAACACAGAGUACCCAGUCGAGAAGCUGAUGCGCGACGCGAAGAUCUUCCAAAUCUACGAGGGCACCUCGCAGAUCCAGCGCCUGGUCAUCGGCCGCCAGCUAUUGGCUCGAGUCAAGGAACAAGGCUUCUAC
Messenger RNA from Mesorhabditis spiculigera, 1227 nucleotides. The record is from the annotation of a GenBank genome assembly. Lineage: Eukaryota; Metazoa; Nematoda; Chromadorea; Rhabditida; Rhabditidae.